Molecule: messenger RNA, 304 nt
Organism: Staurois parvus
Lineage: Eukaryota; Metazoa; Chordata; Amphibia; Anura; Ranidae
Source: the annotation of a GenBank genome assembly
CUAUAUCUGGUCUCCCACAAACCCUGUAUUCACUAUAUCUGGUCUCCCACAGCACACAAAACAUGGAAAUACAAUUAUUUUAGUAACUAUAAACUGCUAAAUACCUUUUCUCAUCAGCAGUUAGAGCAGUCUUGUGACUUCUAUCAGCGUUCAGCAGAGCACUGGCUAAAGCUUGUAUGAAGAGUUUUAAUUCUCCGUUCACUGUCCUAUGAGGUUGCAUUCUUUUUCUAUUUUUCAGGCUUUUUUUCCUUUCUUUUCACCUGGUAAUCCUUCCAGAAACACACACAUCCUGUUGUAGCACCCU